Molecule: messenger RNA, 7893 nt
Organism: Talpa occidentalis (Iberian mole)
Lineage: Eukaryota; Metazoa; Chordata; Mammalia; Eulipotyphla; Talpidae
Exons: 6
Coding region: 180-896 (238 amino acids)
Source: RefSeq, a predicted model, not a curated record
UUCAAGUGUGAUGCUGACUGUCCAGAGUUAGGGCAGGCUGCACAGUAUAGGCAUUCAGUCACCCAAAACUGUCCCUCACUUCAGACAUAGUUGGAAGUCCCAAGCCAUUCAAACUUCUUACUAACUGGCUAUUAGUUAGGGAUUCCAUCACCCCCUCCUUAAGAUUGCUCACUGCUGGAAUGGAUUACAGAACUCAGGAAAGUGCCUUACUUACUAUUCCUGGUUUAAGAUUAUGCAUGCAACUCAGGAACGGCCAAAGGGAAGAGCUGCACGUAUGUAAUAAGGGGCAAGGAGCCUUUGUGACAAGGUCCCAGCUCUAUGAUGAGGGCCUGGGUUUAGGCCCCAAGUGCACCCCCAGGACUCAGUUGCUCAAGAGCAGCUGUGCGAUUCAGACCAUGGAGAAUUAUCUCUUGUCUCUGAAGAGCGCUGUGGCUUGUGGGCUGAGCUUCAGCUGCAGUGGCUGGGUGACGGAUACCAUCUUCAUCUUCCUGUGUGGGUGGGGACUCUACUUCCUGCUACUUGCCUGCCUCCAGAGUACUCCAUCCUUACCACCACCUCGGAGGGACAGAAACUCCAGGAAGAAGAGCAUUUUGGAUUGUUGGCUGGACUGCAGCUUCAAUUGCUGGGUGACGGACACCAUAUUCGUCUUCCUGUGUGGGCUGGGGCUCUUCUUUCUGAUACUUCCCUGCUUCAAGAAUGAUCCAUCCUUACCAACACCGAGGAAAGACAGAAACAUCAGGAAGCAUCAAAAGGAACUGAAGGCAAGGGAUAGAAGCAGAGAGAUACGUCCAGUUUUGAAAGGUGUCAGAGAUUUCCUCCGAGAGCUGGAAGAGGCUCGAAAGCUGAUUUUACUUCUGCAAUGUCACCUAAGGAUUCAUCCUGAAAAGGGCUACUGAUCACGACCCCCUGGGUGAGGUGUGAAAAGAAGCACCUGCCAGAGUCCACCAGCCUCCAGGGAAAUCUGUGGAAGAUGCUACUACUGCCGUGUCCCUGUCAUCUUCUCCGACCAACCACUCCUUACCUCUGUCCUUCACCCACUCACCAGGACCCAUGUUUUCCUCACUUUCUGUUAGUGCAGAGCCAUACCAGACUGCCUCUGAGUCUCUUCUCUGGAGAGCCUUUGCCUCCAUCCACCUGCUCCGUCAUCUCACCCCUUAGUACCCCCUGGUUCAGAGGCCUGGCCUCCAUCUCCAAUGGCCUCCACUGGCCGCCCAUCUCCAGGCUCCAGCCUGACUUUUCCUCAGUAUGACUUGCUGUCGCUGCCAAUGGGCACUGCUCCAUAUUCUUCUCCCCAUAUCCCUUGGACACAGUCUCCCAUCUAAACCACCUCAGGCCUAGGACACUCAACCCGUCCUUUUACAUCUGUGUCCUGGUGGGAUUCCAGAGGUGAAAAUACCUUGAGACUCUCAGACUCAUCAUAUCCUGAGUUUCAGAGAGGACCCCUUCCUAGCCCACCACCAGGGGCCCUAUUCUAGGCAGACACUAGAAACUGACAGGUAGGGGCGGGUAGCCCGAUUUUUAUCAACCCUGACCUCAGGAAGCUACUGAAUAUCUAAUCCACAAGAGAGUACAGCUGAAAGUUGGGGAGGAGAGAAGAGGCAGAGGGGUCAGACAGUCACCCAAAUUCUUUGGGGAAUAUGUUCAAGUUGCUGGAUGACACAGAGGAUAUCUUGGGUGGCCCACCAUUCUGGAGCAUGAAAGACAGACCAGAGAAGAUGCUAGGUGCUAGAAAGCCACCAUGUCCUAAGAUUUUGGGGUGCCACUUACAGAAUAAGUGCAGUCAGCUCCCUUGGGGUCUCCCUUGGGGUCUCCCUCUAAAGGCCCCUCUCAGGGUCUCUGGAUCCCCAGAACUUUCCUCUGUCCUGUUGGGACAACUGUCUAAUGUCUUACCCAUGCAAAUUUAAGAAGUAGCAGAAGUUGAUUCAGAUCUUUCACUUGCCCAUCCCUUGGUCCAGUCCCCUGUGGUCCAACCCCAACACUUGACUCCUUCUGCAACCCAGUCAUGGGGUGUACCCCAGUCCCAUGUCACACCCUCUUUCCCAAACCUACCAAUUUCAUGACCAGCUCAGAGUGGUUACUGUGGAGUAUGUAGCCUUGCGGCCCAAGAUAGGUCACCAUACUUCAUGCAAACAGCAAUUCAAAACUUGCAAUGUCACCUCUUGCUGAAGCAGCUAGAAAGCAGGACUUCAGCCUCAGUGUAUAAAAAUGACAAGAAGCCCCCAGCAAAGUAACCCCCAUCAUCUCCCAGGAUUUGGGUUCUCCCAGGCCAAUGAACAUUGUCAAAAAGGAUAAUGAAGCCCUUAACCACCUAUUCCUAGAAGUAUGCAAAAAAUAUCCUGUGAGCCUAUUUCGUCAGGAAGUUCAGGCAGAUUCCAGGAGGUCAGGUCCCUUUGGAUGGCCAUUGCUGCAGACUGGGAAGCAGCCAUGCCUUGUACAUUCCCAGACAGUCUGGGGCUUGCAAGGAGCUUGAAUAUCUACACUCCACCAACCAGGAACCCAACAAGAACACCACCCUGGAGUUGUCUGUGCUUGGCCCACUCUCUCGAAACUUGCUGGGAGCACUAAUAAGAAGGCUUUGGGUGAAGCACAGGAGAUUCUUACCCCUCAAAAUACUUAAUUUCCUCAAGCUCUUCAAGUUGAAAAAAGUUCGACCCUCACCCCUUCCGCAAUCUGUUUUUUCCAGCUCAGCCACCUGUGUGCUGGGGACUGGCUCAAAAGGCACUUUAAUCAAGACCUUGGGAAUCCCACCCUGAGGGCCUUUGGGGGAGCUUGACAAUAAAAAUGUCAUCCCCACCCCCCACCCCGGUGACUUGCUUCUCAGCCACCUCACCUGCCAGUGAGGACUCCCAGAAGGCUCAGGCAGGGUCCCCACGUGGUGAUAGCCAUGGUGCCUCAGAGGCCCCUGCUAUUGGACAGGAAAGAAGGGCACUUUCUCAGGCCUUCAAACAGCCCUUGGUAGGCAGGCACUGGCCCAGACAGAAUGUCCUAGGGGAUAAGGGAGGCAGCUGAGAGGCAAGCCCAACUUCAGUAAUGGCCACAGAUGAGCCAAGGGAGGAGAGUGAGGGUCGCACCUCACCUUACUCCUACCAGAGCGUGACAACAGUGGACCUCACAAUAGGGCCCCAAUCUGCAGAGGUCAGAAAGCAACUGCCAGACAAAGAGCUCAAAGAGGUCCCUAAUGUAGAAGGAACCUUUGAAUCCAGUCACUGAAGAAGUCACCUAUGUACCCACCUCCACAGCAGGGGAUCCAGGAAGAGCCCCACACCUCCUAAAAUUUCUGUUACAGCACAUGCAAAAAAGCCAUGUUUAGAGUUGUGUUUUGGGGAGGUUGAACACCAGUGGUGGACAGUGUCCCAGAACCAGUCUCCAGGCCAUGUCUCUGCUGUGCUGCUUCUGGGCUGUGCCACUGAUGGCCUUCUUCAAGUCUACCAGGCUGAUGUGUUCCAUGCAGCAGAUGUCUUGGCUUCUCAGAGAUCAUCCAUUUUCCAGAGGGCAACCACUGGAGACCCACCACCUCCCUGGGGCCUGAAUGACUUCUCAUCCAGCGGAGAGACUAGCCAUUUGCAACAUGAGACUAUGGAACCAGAAACAGAGCCAGGGCCAGAUGUGUGCACCCACUUAUGAAGCAACACAUCCCAAGAGGUCCCAAGAAGAAGUAAAGUUGGAAGGACAGCAGUCUUCUGAAGCAGGGAGAUGAGACACCCUCUUCUGGAUGAGGGCAGAGAGCCCCCGAGAAGCAAGCCCUGCCAUCUCCCCCAGAAGAUGGGCACCUCAAGAAAGUCCCAUCGGGAAAUGAUGAGCAACUUUCUGCAGUGGGUCUUCCCCAGCAAAGACAAAAUGCUGGAAGAUGCCCAGAAAACUGACAAGCCUGUGACCUCCCCCUCCAGCUCCUCAGACCAUCCAGAAGCAGGCCAGGCUCCAUGAUGACUGUUGGACACAUCCUGGAGGAGAAAAUGGCCCAUCACCAAAGUCAUCCUCCCUCUGAGAGACUCCAGGGCCUAGAGGGUGAGCAUUUCUCCUGCAACAAAGCUCUCUCCUAUCAGAGCAAAGGAGAGGGAUGAGCAACAGCCCCUAUGCUCAACAAGGCAGCUCUCAGGGCCACAGCUGCCCUAACAGGAGUGAGUGGAGAAGAAACAGGGAGGUGCCACCCAAGGUUCCAGGCCCCCAGCCAGACACUGCCAGCACAGGUCCAGGGUGCCUGGGGCCUCGGGCCACCACCCCUAAGUGCCAAAGCACUAUGUCCAUCAACAUCACACUUCUCCCAGCUUUCCCACUGGGACACCUUCCUCCAGGGACAGACGCACACCAUGCAUGCAUCGGAGGUUACACGUGUGAGCACAUCUGCAUGGUAAAGUUGUUUUAACAUCCCAAUAUUUGUUUGUCCAAAUACAUGUUUGAUUCCCUGAGAAGCGGUGGUGGCCCCCGUCUGUGGGGAUGGGCAGGGGUCAGGUUCCCUCUUCUGAGGGCCCACUUUGACUUAAUGGGUUGGCAUUGUGGAGGGAGACUGACCACUUUGCAGCAUCCCUGUCCUCACCGUGGGCCCUUGGCGCACGCUAGGAUUCCAUAUCACUCUACUGAAAGAGCAGAGGAAAGUAGGUAGGCGUUCACAAAAUGAACGAGUUUCUUAAGACCCAGGCCAGGAGCUGACUCAGCCGUUGUCUCCUGCUUUCUGUCUGCCUGAACUGGUGCUGUUCUAGGGGAUGGGUGUGCACAGGCUAAAAUUCCCCUCAGUCCUCAGUCAGUGUGGGAGACAGCUGUAUGGCAUGCAAGGUGCUGGCUCUGAGCCCAGAAUUGGGAGACUCCUACCCCCAUCUCUCUGUGAGAAUAGAUGGCAACUGGUAGGGGCCUCCUUCUGUCCCUGAUGACAAUGAUUGAGGAUUUUUAAUUUUUUUUUAAUUUUAUAUAUUUUUUACAUCAUUUUUCAUUUUUGUACAAUGUAUGCAUUUUUAUCUUAGUUAUAGUCCCCAUACAAUUCCCACCCCUCCUUGUUUUGAUCCUACUCCCUCCUCCCCACCCCCAACUCCCCAUAGUGUGUCUCUGGUUUAUAGUUGCUUGUUGAUUUUGAUUUUUACUUUAUUAUAAUUAGUCUGUGAUUGAAGGUUUGAGGCAGGGGUGUGGUGGGAGUGCGGGGAGGUGCUGAGUUCUGUGUUCACCCACUCCAGAGGAGGGAUUGACCCUCCUGAGCAGUGGAUCAGGGAUGAGACUAUGCCCUGUGUGUGGCAUCACUGUGAACAGAGUGGGAGGUGGGGUGAGGAAGCAAGGUGUCCCGGGGCGGCCCUGAAACAGUGGGAUGACACAGCCCCAGCAUUCUACCGCCUGCUACAAGUAGAGAGGGAAGGAAACAUUAGGGUUAAGUGAUUAAAUGAUCCCCCAGGGUUCCCACAAAGGCCAUCACCAAAGCGCAGAACAGAUGAGCCACCUGCAGCUUCUCAAAGGAGGUCAGGUUCCCAGAGGAGCAAAGCGCUCAAGCAGGGAAGGUUCACAUCCCUCUCAAAGGACCUCUAAGAAGUCUGAAAGGGACUGGGGAGCUCAGGAAGGACUUACGGGGUCUCACUCCCCACCAAGGAUGGCUCCCAGAGAACAGGGGAGGCAUUGGUGGCUGAGGGACUGGCCUGGGAUCCCAUGCUAAGUAUCUCUGGGCUUCCAGUCUGCUUGCUUCAGAGACUAGUGUGGAAAGACAGGACCUGUCACAACAGGCCUGAGGCAUCUGUCCAAAUGGGCGCAGGUAAGGGUGAUGCUGCGCUGUUGCUACACUGGUCCAGUUCCUUCCUAACCGCCUGUGCUCCUAGAUGCUGGAAACACAUAGAACUCUCCUGCAGUGUCACGUGCACGGGGCAGUGGGCACAGCUCACGGCUUGACUCCUCAGUUGGGGUCCCUUCCAGGAGUUUCCUCAUCCCAUGAGGGGGAUCAGCCUGCCUGCCCCCAGCACCUGUGAGUGACCCUCAUGUGGGACCUGAACCCAGGGUACCGGGCAGACAGGAUACAGAGCAGCUGUGGCCAGUUUCUCCCUGAAGCCUGUGUCUGGGCCCCUCCUGGGCAGACACCCACACAGAGACCCCUGCAGACACACACCAAGCCCUGUCCCAGGCCUGCACGGAGACCCCAGGCAGAGGCUCCCACACGCAGCCCUCCACAAGAGCCUGCUCACAGACCUGGCACAACCUCAUGGACCUUCUCCGGGUGCCUGAGCAUCCUCCACUGGCAGGUCCUUCACAGAGGGUGGACUCAGCCAGCUGCCAACACAGGAGGAGGAUCAGUGACCCCGUGUCCCCCACCCCAAGACCUCAAGACACUCAGACUGUUACAGGGGGAGGGGCAUGCUUCCUUCCUUCUCAGUCUCCUCUGCAGCUUCUUCUCUUCCUGCUCAGCUUCACCCUCCAUUUGGGUGGUGCAGAGAACCUGGAACCUCCCCCUUUUCUGGGGACUACCCUGUUACAAGACCCCAUAGGUGUUGCUCCACCUGACACCCCCUGCUUGGCGCUUAUCAUUGUUGUCCUUUUGUCAUGCAUUGGGUCUGAUCAGAAAGAUUAUGUAUUUGACGUGUAUGCUUGUGAAAACCUUCCAGUUUUUCUAUCCCACACUUUAGAGAAUCACAGAUUUUCAACAUAAUUAAAAUGCUGCCAGCACCCAGUAAGAGAAAAUACUGCAUUUGUCCAGUUUUCACUAUCAUCCAAAUGGGGUCAAUGUUACAUUUCUUUAAUUCACGGGAAGCCAGAUCUGACCUGAAGGAAGCUGACUCCCUUCUUUCGAUAAUAAGGUAACAUCUGCUGCUUCAAAUAAGCUCUAGAAAUAAAAUAAACCAAUAGCGGCAUCUGCAGUUCUCCUGCCUCCCAGAAAGCUGUGCAGCUUGCACGUUCUUUUGUGUCUAAAUGAUUAUGUCAGGCUUGUGGUCUUUGUUUUACUUUUAAAUAAAUGACCUAAUACCACACCUAAAGUUUUGGAAAUAAAAGAGAACAAACCUAAAUUUAUUAGAAGGAAGAAAACAAAAAAUAAGGGCAGAAAUAAAUAAAAUAGAAAGAUUAUAAAAAGAUCAAUGAAACUGAUUCUUCAAGAAGUUAAACAAAAUAGAUAAACCCCUAUCUAUGUUAACAUAGAAGAGAGUAAACAUUAAUAAACAGAAUAAAAAAUAUGAGAGGUGAAAUCUCAAUAGAUAGCACAUUAAUAUAAAAUAUAGUGAGAUUACUAUUAACAACUUUAUAGCAACAAAUUCAAUAACAUAAAGAAAUGGACCAAUUUCUAGGUCAAUAUAGUUUAUCAAGACUAAUCCAUGAAGAAACAGAUGAGUUGAACAUGGAAAUUACAAGUAUGGAAAUUAAAACAGCAAUGAGAAAUCUUGCCCCAAAUAAAAGACCAGGACCAGGUAGCUUUACAGCUGAAUGUUAUCAAGUCUUUAAAGAAAAACUAAUGCCUAUCUUUUUCAAAUUGCUUUCAAACAUAGAAGAAGCAUGCAAAAACCCUAAUAGGCUUUAUAAUGUCCAUAUUGCCCUGCCCUGGCACAGAAAUCACAUAAAUAUUGUCCAGGAAAUGUAUGACCAUUGAUGCAAAAGUUUUCAGCAAAAUACUAGCAAAUGAAUUUAACAAUAUAUCAUGAAGAUAAUGUAUCAUAAUGAAGUGGGAUUAAUCCCAGGACAGCAACAGUACCCGAUAUAUGUAUAUCAAGCAAUAUGAUACAGCAUAGCAACAAAAGAUUAAAAGCACAUGAUAAUAUCAAUAGGUUCAGAGCAAGAAUUUAUAAGAUUCAGCACACAUUUAAGAUGAAAACUCAAAAAAAGGGAACAGAAGGAACAUGCCUCAAAAUAAUUAAGACCAUACAUUACAAACCAACAACCAACUCAGUGAUUGAAAGAUUUCCCCUUAAGAUCACACACAAGGGCCUCCAAGGUGGCGCAGCG